Molecule: messenger RNA, 429 nt
Organism: Debaryomyces hansenii CBS767
Lineage: Eukaryota; Fungi; Ascomycota; Pichiomycetes; Serinales; Debaryomycetaceae
Product: succinate dehydrogenase assembly factor
Exons: 1
Coding region: 1-429 (142 amino acids)
Biological process (GO): protein-FAD linkage; tricarboxylic acid cycle; mitochondrial electron transport, succinate to ubiquinone
Cellular component (GO): mitochondrion
Source: RefSeq, a predicted model, not a curated record
AUGUUCAGGAAUAUACAGAAAAGAAAUAUCAGUUCUAGUGGUAGAGUGUUAUUGAACCACGGGAAGCCGCAAAACCCUGUUUAUAAUGCUGAGUUGACCAUGAAGAUCGAGCCGAUCCAAAGAACCGGGGAAAGUAUCGAUGUCAAAAGAGCCAGAUUAGUAUACCAAUCUCGUAAGAGGGGGAUCUUGGAAAGUGACUUGUUGUUAUCCCGUUUUGCUAAGAGAUACUUGUCUGGAUUCUCUCAGGAAGAAUUGGACGAAUAUGACAAGUUGUUGGACGAGCCCGAUUGGGACAUCUACUACUGGGCCACCAAAAACUACGAUGUGACGCCAUUACCAGACAAAUGGAAAAAUUCCAAGAUCUUGAAGUUAUUGCAAGAAGAUGCUGAAAAUAAGGAAAAGGAGAUUUUGAGAAUGCCGGAGUUAUAA